GGAGAACCGACGAAAGGUCCGAGGCCUACGAGGGCAGUUCAAGUUUGUUUUCGUCAUUUGAUUGGAAAUUACUUCUAUUUAGGUAAUUUCCAAUGUCCAGUGUGGACUUCCCUCGGACUCCCACACCGAAAUCUUGAACCCCGCGGAUGAUGUACACGCUCUUUUUCUAGCUUUCACCUUUCUUUCUAGAUCGUCGUCGUCAUCGUCGUCUACCGUUCUUCCGGCUCGUUUCAUUGUCUGCCGCCACGGGAGGCGGAUACGCAUCUGUCAUAUCUGUCAAGUGUGUGACUUUGAUCGAAUCGGGAUUUUGUGUGUGUUGCUGGAACAUGCAGCAUUGGUCCUACGCUUUCUGUUCGCUUGAUUUAGGGUUUCUUGGAUCUAAAUGGUGUCUGCUUCAUCAGCGUUCUAUCUGAUGCAAUCAAGAUAACUGAUUACGGCUCUGGUUGCUUGGAGCUGUUGAUUGAUUAUGGAGAUGGAAGAGCAAUCGCAGUUGGAGCUGAUCCAGCGUUAUCGGCGAGAUCGAAUGGUUCUGCUGAAUUUUAUCUUAUCUGGGAACUUGAUUAAGAGAGUUGUGAUGCCUCCUGGUGCUGUUUCUUUGGAUGAUGUUGACCUGGACCAAGUCAGCAUUGAUUAUGUUCUUAACUGUGCCAAAAAAGGAGAUGUGCUGGAAUUAUCAGAAGCAAUCAGAGAUCAUUAUGAAAAAGUCAUCCUUCCAGCGACUAUAAAGGGCGGGUCAGCAGAAGAAUUUUUUUUACUUACUAGGCCAGAAUUCUCAGGAUCACCUCCAUCACGGGCACCACCUCCAGUUCCUGUCCAUACCGUGCCAGCAGCUAUUGUGGCAAAUCUGACAAAGUCACAGUCACUUCAUUCCCCACCUGUUCAGGAGUUAACAAUAGAUGACAUUGAGGAUUUUGAUGAUGAAGAUGAUGAUGCAGGACUUAAUGAACUCAAGGUUGUAAGACGUCAACGAAAUGAUGCAAGUGACCUCAUCUUUGAGUUGCCUCCAUUUUCAACAGGUAUAACAGAUGAUGAUCUUCGCGAAACAGCAUAUGAGGUUCUCUUAGCUUCUGUAGGAGCUACAAGGGGUCUCUCUCUGCCAUCUAAGGAAAAGAAGAAGGAGAAGAAAUCAAAAUUGUUAAGGAAGCUUGCUCGCAGUAAGAGUGAAACCGUUGCAUCCCAAGCCUCACAUGAAUCAGGUUUGGCUGUACUUUUGGAGGCAAUACGUGUGCAAAUGGAGAUUUCAGAUGCCAUGGAUGUCAGAACACGGCAAGGCUUUCUUCAUGCACUCAAUGGUAGAAUUGGGAAAAGGAUGGACACCCUCUUGGUUCCACUAGAACUACUGUGUUGUAUUUCACAGGCAGAUUUUUCUGACAAAAAAUCAUAUCUAAAAUGGCAGAAAAGGCAGUUUAAUGUACUUGAAGAAGGGCUUCUACACCAUCCUGUGGUACCAUAUGUUGAGUCAGGCCAUAAACCAAGUGAUUUGACAGUACUUUUGGCAAAGAUUGAAGAAUCUGAGGUUCUUCCAUCUUCUGCAGGUGAAAUACAAAGAAAUGAAUGUCUCAGAUCUCUGAGGGAUAUUGCCCUUGCACUUGCUGAGAGGCCUGCACGUGGUGAUCUUACAGGUGAUGUCUGUCACUGGGCAGAUGGUUACCAUCUCAAUGUUAAAUUAUAUGAGAAGCUGCUAUUUAGUGUUUUUGACAUACUGGACGAGGGAAAACUUGCUGAGGAAGCAGGAGCAAUUCUUGAACUCUUGAAAUCAACCUGGCGAAUUCUAGGAAUCACAGAGACUAUUCAUGGUACAUGCUAUGCUUGGGUCUUAUUUCGGCAGUUUGUCGUAACUGGUGAACAACGGCUUCUACAACAUGCCACUGAAAUGCUAAGAAAGAUUCCACUAAAAGAGCAACGAAGUAUGCAGGAAAAGUUAUAUCUGAAAGGCCUCCGUUCUUCAAUUGAAGGAGAAAUAGGGAAUCAAGAAUUAACAUUUAUGCAUUCUGUGUUGUCACCUAUAAAGCGGUGGGCUGAUAAGCGUUUGGAGGAUUAUCAUUGCCAUUUUUCUGAGCACCCUGGUGCGAUGGAGGGAAUAGCAAGUGUUGCAGUACUUACUAGGAGGCUUUUAGUAGAAGAAGCUAAUCAGGGGAGGGAGUCAGAUCGAGACCAGGUUGAGGGCUACAUCUCUUCUUCUAUCAAGUAUGCAUUUACACGGGUUUUACGGGAUGUUGAUGAUGCAUCAGAAGUAACCAGGGAGCAUCCUUUAGCAUUGCUUGCUGAAGAAUUGAGAAAACUUUUAAAGAAAGAGUCAACCAUGUUCUCACCUAUAUUAUCUUGCUGGCAUCCACAAGCUGUUGCUAUAUCUGUUUCUUUGCUUCAUCGGCUGUAUGGAGGCCGCUUGAGACCAUUUCUAGAUGGAGCUGAGCACCUUACGGAGGAUGUGGUUUCUGUAUUUUCAGCAGCUGAUAACUUAGAGCGGUAUAUGAUGGGAGUAGUUGUGACUUCAUGUGAAGAUGAAAUGAUUGAUGAAUUUUACAAAAAAAAGAUAACCCCUUACCAGGUCGAGUCAAUAUCAGGAAUGCUGGUAAUGCGUUGGGUAAACUCCCAACUGGGAAGGAUUUUAGGGUGGGUUGAAAGAACAAUUCAGCAGGAGAAAUGGGAACCUUUAUCACCUCAACAGCGCCAUGGGAGUUCAAUUGUUGAAGUAUAUCGGAUCAUAGAGGAGACGGUUGAUCAGUUUUUUGCCUUGAAAGUGCCUAUGAGGCUCACAGAAUUGAAUAGCCUCUUCCGUGGUCUUGAUAAUGCAUUUCAAGUUUACACAAGGAAUGUUGUUGACCAGAUAGGAAACAAAGAUGAUUUGAUACCACCCUUGCCUAUCCUUACGCGGUAUAAAAAAGAAUCUGGGAUUAAAGCUUUUGUCAAGAAAGAGUUGAUUGAUCCUCGAAUGCCUGAUCAUCGGAGAUCUAGCCAAAUCAAUGUGCUCUCCACUGCCAAACUAUGUGUUCAGUUGAACACUCUUUAUUAUGCCAUCAGCCACUUGAACAAAUUGGAAGAUAACAUCCGAGAGAGAUGGUCAAGUAAAGCGCCUCAGGAAAAUUUGAAUGCUAAGAGGACAAUUGAUGAUUUGUCAAGAAGUGAUCUCAAUAACGGCCAAACAGAUGCAUUUGAUGGAACAAGGAAAGACAUAAAUGCAGCAAUAGACAAAAUUUGUGAGUUCACAGGAACGAAGAUUGUCUUCUGGGAUUUAAGGGAACUAUUCAUAGAUGGGCUGUAUAAACCUACUGCUUCUCAGUCCAGGUUGGAAGCACUGAUUGAAUCAUUUGAUGGGGUGCUCAUCCAACUCUGUGAUAUUAUCAUGGAGCCACUUAGGGACAGGCUUGUAUCUGGGCUUCUUCAUGCAUCGCUGGCAGGACUAGUUCGAGUUUUACUUGAUGGUGGUCCGUUGCGAAUCUUUUUCCAAAGUGAUGCUAGACUUUUCCAAGAAGAUCUUGAAAUCUUAAAGGAAUUCUUUAUUUCAGGUGGUGAUGGUUUGCCACGUGGGAAGGUUGAGAACUUGGCGGUACGUGUGCAGCUGGUCAUUAAGCUACAUGGCCUUGAGACACGCGAACUUAUCGAAGAUCUGAAGGCCAUUAGCAUGCAAGGAAACAGGAGCAAACUAGGGACCGAUACCGAAACUUUGCUGAGGGUCUUGUGCCACAGAGCUGACACGGAAGCAUCUCAGUUCCUGAAAAAGCAGUAUAAGAUCCCCAGUUCUUCCAGUUAGAGAUGUGAAUUUCCUGUAGCAUAUAUUCUAAUGGAUGGGGCAGCACGGUUUUUGAAAUACAUAUUGUUUUUGUAUUUUGUGUAGGCAUCAUUUAUGUAUGCAUAUUGUGUUAUUCUAUUUAUCCUCUUUUCUUAUUACGAGGCCCUGGGUCCUACCCUGUUUGUAUGUAAGCCAUGCCAAUCCAUUGACAGUGGUUGUAGAUGUACAAAAAGUGUUUCUUAUUUUCAAGUAUAUUGUGAGCACAAGCAGCACAA
Nymphaea colorata (pocket water lily) is the source of this 4005-nucleotide messenger RNA. RefSeq names its product protein unc-13 homolog. NCBI's taxonomy places the organism in Eukaryota, Viridiplantae, Streptophyta, Magnoliopsida, Nymphaeales, Nymphaeaceae. The record is from RefSeq and is a predicted model, not a curated record. The transcript has 28 exons. The coding region runs from base 467 to 3751 and encodes 1094 amino acids.